AUGCAAUUCUCAACCAUCGCCCUCACUGCCACUGCUUUCUUCUCAGCAUCCCUUGCAUCGAACCUUCAAAUGAGAGCAGGCGACUGCUCAACCAGCAACGUCAAGUGCUGUAACCAAGUCAAGGAUGCCUCAUCCAUCGACACCGCUACCCUCGAGUUGCUCGGUAUCGACGAAUUGGCUGGCCAAGUUGGAUUGCAAUGUGACCAAGUCGCGGCCGUCGUUGGUGUACCAAUCUCUAACCAAUGUAAGACCACCUCUGCUUGCUGCAGCGGUCAAACCCAAAAUGGACUUGCCAACUUGGCAGGGAUGCCUUUCAUAAAUGGCGUUAAAUUGGCGUGCGCGACUUGUAUAAAGGGCCACAGAUCCUCCUCGUGCGCCCAUGACGAUCGCCCGCUUUUUGAAGUGAAGAGAAAGGGCAGACCGCCGGCGCAGUGUACCAAAUGCAAGGAUCAGCGCAAGGAUGGCAAUAGCAGCUCCAAAUGCGUUUGCCAGGACCGGCAAGAACCUGCGCCUAAGAGCAAUUGUAACGGUAAUGGCAAGGAUGGCCCACCACCGCGCAAACUAAAAAAAGGCGAGAGAGCUCCCUUGCCCCCUCAAGCACACUACCCUAAUGGCUUGAAAGACGCUUACUCCAGCCUUCUCCCCCCACAAGCACAGAAAGAGGGCGAGCCAAGCAUGAUUUCACUCGAGCGCCUGAUGAAUCCCUGCAGAUGCAAAGUAGGCGGCCGCUGCAACUGCUCCGAAAAGAAGCGCGCAUUCGUAACUAAUAUGCUGCCGUCUAUCGCCGACGUCAUUGGGCAUUGCUCGUGUGGGCCUUCGUGUGCAUGUCCCGGCUGUCUCACUCACAGAAACCCUCCUCUGCCUGCACAGACCGAAACCCAAGCAGAAGCACCAAACUAUACUCCGGAAGAGAGCGCUACGUGUGGGUGUGACGAGAUCAACGUGCACGAGCUGCUCAAGAAGUCAGAGUGCGGCAAUUUGGAGGAGUUUCUACAGAAGGCUAGCUCUUUAGUUCCUUUUCCGCCGCAAGGUAUUAGCAGCAAUAUCGAUAGCUAUGUAGAUGGCGGAACACUUGGGCUGCAGAGCUGGCAGCAGCUCUACGAUCCACGCAACAGGGGCAUAACGAGACUACCUCCCUUAGAGACUGAAUGCUGUGGCGGGAGCUGCCAGUGCCAGGCUUUGGGCGUGGAAUGCAGGUGUGAGGAGAGCUGCUGCGGUUGCUGCACGUCGUGCAAUUGCGAAGCAGAGGCGAAUGGUAAUCCGAGCUCGAGUGCAAGUGCAAGUGCAAGUACGAAUACACUCACGCUACCAACUCAAUCAAAUAGUCUCAAAUUGGACAUACCAAAGGUUGACGCUCCUCCCAGCUGCUGCUCUAAGCCGGCGAAAAGCGAGAACAACGGGCAGCUGUCGCCCACGUCUCUGACAGCCGCUAUAUCACAGCCCGGUGGUCUCAAGAUUCCCCAGCAGCUAGUGUCGCCGAACGUGGCUGCUAAUCACUGGUUCCCCAAGUACAUACCACACGACGAGAGUGAUCCCACGCGUACUUUUAUAGAUUUUAUCUAG
Molecule: messenger RNA, 1563 nt
Organism: Wallemia ichthyophaga EXF-994
Lineage: Eukaryota; Fungi; Basidiomycota; Wallemiomycetes; Wallemiales; Wallemiaceae
Product: Metal-binding regulatory protein cuf1
Exons: 7
Coding region: 1-1563 (520 amino acids)
Biological process (GO): positive regulation of transcription by RNA polymerase II; intracellular iron ion homeostasis; intracellular copper ion homeostasis
Cellular component (GO): fungal-type cell wall; nucleus
Molecular function (GO): structural constituent of cell wall; RNA polymerase II cis-regulatory region sequence-specific DNA binding; DNA-binding transcription factor activity, RNA polymerase II-specific
Source: RefSeq, a predicted model, not a curated record